UCCCUGCCACCUCGGAAGGAUGGCGGUGGGGAUUGGCUGGCGUCCUUUCUCCACUCGCUAUAUGAUAGCAGUGAGAGCUUCUCUGAUUGGCCAUCGCUUUCAGCACCUUGCAGGAAACCUCCUGCCGGGUGGCUGCUUCCUCUGGCGCGGCGGCGCGGCGGCAGCCAUGGCAACAGCAGGGAGCAGAGAGCCUCACAGCUGUGAAACCAGGAUCAGUCUGUGGACAGACCUGGAUGUAGUGGCCAUGGAGCGACUUCAGGCAGCCCCAACCCAGCAGGAUCGACGUGCUGUACUUGCAGAGGUCCUGCCAGGUCCCCCUGUCCUUCUGGAUGCCUAUGAGGCAGCUGUGGAACUGGGCCAGGAGUUAGAGCUGUCCUCAGGGCCGCUCUUGGCCCUGCUGGGCAUUGUGCGUUGUGCCAUCUCCAUGUGCACCCAGACACCCCUGCCUGAUGUGGAAGAAUGCUAUGCCUACUUCAGCGAACUGCUGCUGUGCCAUGCUGUGCAUCAUCCUCCGGUCAGUGUGGCUGUAUUUGGGCUGACCCAGGUUGCCCGCAUCGCAGCCCACCUCUUUGGAAACGUUCUUCGGCACACCAAGCUUUAUGCCUACGUCCUUACGCCUCAGGCUUGCCUUGACUUGACCCUGGUUUAUGUGGAUAGCCCUGAGCAUGGCCCAGAGGGAGAGAUGCCCACCACCCUCUCCAAGGAACAAGGAGAGACCUCUGGGAAUCCCAGCACAGAGCCUCUGUUACAGGAGGCAGCAGUACCUGAGCUAGUGCAGGUUCCUGCAGAGAUGCAUUUGAGUAAAGAGGAUGUCUCUGUGUCUCCCCGGGCCUCUCCUAGGGGCAAGAAACACCUUCGAAGACCUCAGGGAUCCCACCAAGGAAAUAAAAGGCGUUAGAUUGUG
This is a messenger RNA of Meleagris gallopavo (turkey), 904 nucleotides long. NCBI's taxonomy places the organism in Eukaryota, Metazoa, Chordata, Aves, Galliformes, Phasianidae. The record is from RefSeq and is a predicted model, not a curated record.